This is a messenger RNA of Triticum dicoccoides, 3952 nucleotides long. RefSeq names its product disease resistance protein RGA5-like. NCBI's taxonomy places the organism in Eukaryota, Viridiplantae, Streptophyta, Magnoliopsida, Poales, Poaceae. Bases 181 to 3525 code for a protein of 1114 amino acids. Gene Ontology annotation, biological process: defense response to other organism. The transcript is spliced from 5 exons. The record is from RefSeq and is a predicted model, not a curated record. Gene Ontology annotation, molecular function: ADP binding.
UCCACGCACUGCUUUCUCUGCCAUCUGAUAGCCUCGUCAAAAUCGAGAUUUCCCUGGUACUGUUUCCCUCCCGAGCUUCCUUCCUUUGUCGUGCAUCCAUAGACAACUACAAACAAAAAUUAAUCAUCUGGUUGUCUUUGAUGGGUCGAUAAUCAUCCGUGGUUCUUGCUUAAGGUGGAGAUGGCGGGGAUGGAGGAUCGUCUAGAAGCCGCGCUCCUAAGGGCGGGGAUAGCGGCGGACCCUGAUCUUGAAGCAGCGAUGCAAGCUCCUGUUACUGUUAUGCUGGGUCCGUCGCUCCUCCUCCUCCGGGAACUCGAUUCUUCCGGACAGAGUCUUCUCGGUGCGGAGGAGCUUCGUCUUCUUAGAGAUGCUCUCAGGGAAGUAUGCAUCCCCCUGAAGAGUAUGUCGGAGGACGACGGCGCUAGCUUCAUGGCCAGGUGGUGGAUGAAGAUAGUUCGGGAGCUUUGUUAUGACACCCAGGAUUACCUCAACUUCGUCCAAAGUGCUCGAGAUCGUCCUGAUUUUUCGGAGUUACCUGAUCGUGCCAAGGCUGUUUAUUCAGGCUUGGUUGCUCGUGCCAAGGAUGCGAAUGAGAGACGCAAAGGUUUCCAGUGGUCUCCCAAGAUCGCCCGGUCUGACACGCAGGAAGCCCGCGACCGCCGCAUCUCCAAAAUAUUGGCCCGGAUGCCUGGUUCCUUCGGUGUCCGUACCACACCCGGUGCCGUGUUCGUGGAGGCCCCAAACAAGCUUGUCGAGCUGCUAGCUUUAGAUGACGAUGUCGACGACAAGACACUCAAGGUGAUACCUAUAAUUGGAUGUGCAGGUGUUGGAAAGACAAGAGCUGCUAGAACCUUGUAUCACAAGCAUGGAGGGAAAUUUCAGUGCCGGGCUUUCGUAAGUGUGUCUCCAAAUCCAGAUAUGAGGGGGAUCCUCACCAGCAUGCUCGCACAACUGAAGGCACCACGGCCCCUUGGCUUUCCUGAUGUGCUGGACCUUAUUGGUGCUAUCAGCAAGCAUCUCCAAGGCAAAGGGUACUUCAUCGUACUUGAUGAUUUAUGGACUGCAUCGGUAUGGCAUAUUGUUAGCCGUGCUUUUCCUCGUGGUGAUCACCGCAGCAGAAUAAUAACAACUACACAAGUGCAUGACGUAGCGCUGGCAUGCUCUGGUUAUCACCCGGUCCGUAUAUAUAAGAUGGAACUUCUUGAUGAAUAUGAAUCUCGAAAGUUAUUCUUCCGUAGGGUGUUUAGCUCUGCCCCUGGAGAUGGUUGUCCUCCAGCUACCAAAGAAGUCUCAUACGAGAUUAUCAGAAAAUGUGAAGGUUUACCAUUAGCAAUUGCAAGUAUAGCCAGUCUGUUAGCAAGCAGAUCAAGCAUCUUCAUGCAAGAUUGGAAGCACAUACAAAAUUCUUUUUCCUCCACUUCCGAAGGGAUGAAAGAUGUUUUAAACCUUAUCUACAAUAGUCUUCCACCUGGUUUGAGGACAUGCUUGCUAUAUCUGAGUAUGUAUCCACAGGGCUACGUGAUGAAGAAGGCUGAGUUGGUGAAGCACUGGGUAGCCGAAGGUUUUAUCGGUGUUGUGGAAGGGCGAGGAAUGGAGGAAAUUGCAGAGAGUUAUUUUGAUGAGCUUGUCAGCAGAGCAAUGGUCCAGGCCAUGGACACCGAUUAUACUGGCAAGGUGUUGUCAUGUACGGUUCACCAUUUGGUACUGGAUUUUAUUAGGUCCAGAUCCUUGGAGGAGAAUUUUGUCACCACUGUGGACUAUUCUGAAUCAACUCUAGCACACCCUGACAAAGUUCGUCGAUUAUCCAUCCAGUUUGGAGGGGUAAAAAGCGCAUACAUUCCAGAAACCAUCAUAACAUCGAAAGUUCGGUCGCUUAUGUUUUGGGGCUUCUUCAAGUGUGCACCUCCUUCCAUUAUGGAUUAUGGAUUCCUUCGUAUUCUGAAUCUUCAUAUUUGGGCUGAUGAAGACAAUGAGAUUUUUGACCUCAUUGGAAUUGGGAACUUAUUUCUUCUGAAGUAUCUCACGGUUGAAUGUAAUAUCACCGUCAAACUUCCAGAGAAGAUUGGAAUGCUCCGGUACUUGGAGACACUGGAAGUAGAUGCAAGGUUGUUUGCUGUUCCAUCAGAUAUUGUUGAUCUGGAGAGGUUACUGCACCUCCGCCUUCCGAGCGAGUCUAUUCUGCCCCAAGAACUUGCCCGCAUGAGAUCUGUUCGCUCUCUGGGGUAUCUUGACCUUAGCUGUUGCUCACCACUGAAUUUGUUAGAUCUUGUACGGCUGACCAAUCUCCAGGAUCUUCACCUCACCUGUUAUACUGUUCAGCCAGCUCACCUUCCGAGCGAGUCUAUUCUGCCUCAAGGAGUAGCCCACAUGUCAUCUCAUCGCAUGCUGUAUUUUGGUAUCAUCCGUUCCAUAACAGGGAAUUCUAACCUCCAGGAUCUCGAGCCCACCUGUUCUAUGGUACAGCGAGCAGAAACUCUAAAAGAGAAUGUGCAAAUGUUAGGCUGGAUUGUUGAGAAGCUUAGCUACUUGCAGACCAUAACUUUGGUGCCUGCUUCAGUCUCCUCUCAUGAGGAUGAUGGUCAGGCUGCAGCACCUACAAGCAUAAUUAUUCCCCCUGAUGGAUUUAACAUGGAGCCUCCUCCAGACCUGCUUCUACAGAGGAUCGAGAUGUCGCGGCACUGCUGCAUCUUCCUCUGCAUACCUAAGUGGUUUGGAGAGCUAAGGAAACUCUGCAUCCUAAAGAUUGCAAUUAGGAGUCUGUCGAGGAGUGAUAUUGAAAUCCUGGAAAGAAUGCCGGCCCUCGCUGCUCUCACCCUGUAUAAUCAGACAACUCCCACAGAAAAGAUGAUCAUGACUGACUCGGGAUUCUAUAGACUCACGUACUUCAAGUUCUUGUGCGCUGCACCAUGUCUGUCAUUUGAACAGGGAGCAAUGCGCAGACUCCAAAAGCUCAACCUAGGAUUCAACUCAAAAGAAUGGAGAUCGGAUACCAUUGAAACUGUUGGCUUGAGUCACUUGAGAAGCCUUACGGAUGUAUGUGUAAGACUUGGUGCUGGGGCUGCUGACAACGACAACUUCAACGUAAAAGUUGCCGAGUCGGCAUUGGAGGCUGUCGUCAGGAAUCACCCCAACUCGCCCAGGAUCAGAAUCAAAUUUGUGGAUGUGAUUUUUGAUGGUGAGGAGGAUGAGACCACCGCGACUCACGAGAAUCAAGAAGGCAAGGAAAGCAGGUCUGCAAGAGGCCAAGAUGGCAAACAAGAUGCAACAAGGGACGAGCGUCAACAAUGGUGGCCACCAAUGACCGCACCAAGGCACUACAAAGCGGCAUCGAUGAGCACAGCAAUGCGGGCCGGAGCGUUAUCAAAGGCGGUGCCACCACCAAGGGCAGCAGUACCGCCUCCCACCAGCUCCAGCCCAUCAAAGCCGAUGCCAUCUUCCUCCCUUACCAGUCCACCAAAACCGAGGCGACGUGGCUCCCGCACCAGCCCUCCCCGACCCACGAGCCCGCCCCGACCCAAGCGCUAAGCUUUUGGCCAGGGGUUGAGCGCAUCAUCCCGCAUAUUAGCGCCGGGGACAUCCGACAGACAGACGGUGCGUCGAGACGAUGCACCAAGCGGUGAACCAUGCGGCGGGACGAACGAGCAUCCGAGGAGCAGUCCCCGCCCUGAUGCCAUCCAAACUGAUCAGCUCUCUAAAUAUUACAGCAUCUAUUCUACAUCCGUAUGUACACAUGUCUGCUUUUCUUGUGCACUAAGUUCUGCACUGUGCUAUCUUAUAGGCUGGCAUUUUUAUUUUUAUUUUUGAAAAGAGGAUGUACCCCUCAGCCUCUGAGUGAUGCACACAGCCUUAUAGGCUGGCAUUAUACAUUUGAUACUUCUGACCAUGCCGCGAGCUGCAUGAUCGACAUGUUCUCGUUUGAAAUUGGGAAGACAUAAACAUAUAUGUCAUACGA